AUGCCUCACAAGCACAAGCGAAGAAAGAAUGAUGACGCGAACAUCUACGACCUUCCACCCACCCUAAUCGCAAAACCUCUCCCCGUCCGCGAUCCCAACGCCACAUCCAAAUCCAAAGGCAAAGGCAAAGGCAAAGGCAAAAACAAACCCAAGCCGGAUGCAAAGAAAGACGCGAACCCCAAAUUUGCUGCCCGCGCCAAACCCGCCCUGCAGGAUGACACCCCGAAAGCCUUCCUCCGCCUGAUGCAGUUCCAAACCCGCGGCAAGCCGUCCUCCGCCCCGGACACCGGCGAGCCCAGCAAGAAGCGCAAACGCGACGCCACAGACGCAGGGAAGACCGGGGCUGCGCGGAAGAAGAACACCGGCACUGGGGCCAUGUCAGCGCCAGCUCCAACGCCAGCAGCCGCGCCGGCCCCGACACCGUCAGCAGAACAGGCGAAACCCACACCGAAGCCGAAGAUCCUGCCGGGGGAGAAACUCUCGGACUUCGCGGCGCGCGUGGACCGCGAGAUGCCGAUCUCGGGGAUGAAGCGGUCGGGCAAGCCUGGGGCGGCGGAUAUGCCGAAGCUGCGCGAGGAGCGGCGCACGAAGCACGAGAAGCACCUGCGGCGACUGCAGGAGGGCUGGCGCAAGGACGAGGUGAAGAUCCUGGAGCGGGAAGCGGCGGAGCGCGAGGAGCGCGAGGCCGAGAUGGAGGAUCAGUUGGAGUUGUGGAAGCAGUGGGAGACGGAGGCGGGGCGGGGCAAGGCGAAGAAGAAGGGAGCUGCGGCGCGGCGGCAGAAGAAGAAGGGCAAGAAUGACGAUGGCGUCGAUGUGGACGAUGAUCCGGAUCCGUGGGCGAAGCUGAAGAAGCGGGAUAGUGCCAACAAGGCGAAUCCCUUGGAGGUAGUCCAGGCGCCGCCGCAAUUGACCAAGCCAAAGGAGGUGUUCAAGGUCCGCGGUGGUGCCAAGGUCGAUGUCGCGAAUGUCCCUAAUGCGGUGGGCAGCUUGCGACGGAGAGAGGAGCUGGCCGGCGAGCGGAGGACGAUCGUGGAGGAAUAUCGACGGUUGAUGGCUGAGAAGCGGCGUUAA
This is a messenger RNA of Aspergillus clavatus NRRL 1, 1071 nucleotides long. RefSeq lists its product as uncharacterized. NCBI's taxonomy places the organism in Eukaryota, Fungi, Ascomycota, Eurotiomycetes, Eurotiales, Aspergillaceae. The transcript has 2 exons. The coding region runs from base 1 to 1071 and encodes 356 amino acids. The record is from RefSeq and is a predicted model, not a curated record.